CCUGUAUCAACCUGAUUUGUCUUCGUAGUAUGUUUAUAUAAUUUUUCAUAAAAUAAAUAAGAAUAAUGGAUAAUUUUCUGUUGUAAAGGAAACAAUGAAGAAAUCUGAAGUCGCUGAAAAGGUCAAAGAAAUAAAAUUGAGGCAGCAGAACUGGUUGAAGCAGCGAAAGGAAGAAAAACAAAGUGAAGCUGGAGCACCUGUCAAACAAAGUCCUGAAGACAAAUCUGCACACGGUGUCAAAUCAUCAAGUUACAAAAGAAAAGAUUCCGAAAACAGCAGCAGCACAAGGAAAUAUAUUCAGACUAGAAAUGUUACUAUCCCUGGCUCUACCUCCCAACCACCACGAGAAAUAAACAAUGUUGCCAGUGAUAGAAAAGACUGCAGCAAUAAAUUCAAAAGUUGGCUUCAGACACGGACAUCGAAAGAUGAUACAAGUGUUCAAAGUAAGACCUAUAAAAUAACACCUGCCAAAAGCAGAGAUGCUGCAGGAAGAAAAGUGACCACCGAUGUUGGAUCAGCAUCUAGUGGUAAAUUACUGAAUCUACAGACUUUCACCCAAACGGCAGACAGAGGGCAGCACAGUCAGCUUAUCUCCCCUGAACAGUUUAAUGAUCUGGCUGACAAGAUUGUUAGCAAAGUGAAAACUGAUUUAUGUAUUUCUCAAACAAGAUGGUCAGGAGAAGGAGAUCAAAUGGAGAAGGUGUCAGAUGAUGCACAUGCUGAUACUGGUGAUCAUUUAGAUAGGACUUUAUCCAGCCAUCAUUGUGGUGUUUGCUCAAAACAUAUGAUCAGCACAGAAACCAUGCCCAUGUUGCUGAUCCCGUGUGGUCACAAUGUGUGUAAGAGCUGUUCUCAGGGAAAGUCUGUGUGUCCCGUCUGCCACUGUUCCGUGACCUUCAGCAUUAACAUCAUGCUGCAGCAGAUCAUCCAGGAGUACCAGGGCCGGGUGAGAAGUCUGGGCUCCAGGAAGCAGACCAACCAGUCGUCAUAUUCUCCUCACAAAUACACCGAGACCAAAGGUAUGAGCUACCAUGACAAGCUACAGACUCUGCUCACCAGACUGGAGGUGCUGAAUGAAGAAAAGGACAGCGAGAUGUCUAACUAUACCGGACUAACAGCCGAUCUCGGCAAGCAGGAACAGCAGCUUGAAAACAUCAGUCGGCAGGAAGCUAGUAUCUGCAGACAGAUAUCAUCGUUACAAGAAAAGCUAGCCAUAUUGCAGCAGCACAAAUCCGAGUACCAAGUACAGUGUAGCCAGGUGAAGCAAGAUAAAGAGGAAGUGAGAAAACGGGUCGCCAUGUUGGAAGAUACCAUAGAUUCCCUGUGUGCUGAAAUUGAUAAGGUGCGCUUGCUGAGUGAAGGUUCUCGUAUGUAGCAGCAGAUGGCUGACAUGUUGUGCACCAAAACAACUCAUUGCAGUGAGCAGGCAGCAGAGAGCAUACACCAACCAGGAACUAGUGUUGCUGCAUUCAUCCAUCCAUCCAUCCAGUAACCAGGAACCAGUGUCGGUGCAUUCAUCCAUCCAUCCAUUCAUCCACCUACUAGGUAUCGGUGUCACUGCAUUCAUCCAUUCAUCCAUCGACCAACCAGAUACGAGGUGGAAAUAUAACCUAAAUCCUAAAUCAUUACAUAUUAUUAGCAGAGAAUGCAGAAUUGUGUAAAAGAAUUCUUUUAACUUGUCAUCACAAGAUAAUAUAUGUGGUAACAUACGGAUAUUUCGACAGUUGGUUCACAACAUAAUGUAUUGUUAGAACCAACAUCCAUGACAUAUUUUGUAAUCUUGUAAUGUUUGUUGUCAGGAGAAAAUGUAGAGUUGUAAUCAACAUCCAGCUAUCAUAAGAAAAUGGAGAAUAAACAUUCAAAAGCAAAAUUGGAGGAUUGUAAAUACACCAUUCACCUUUCAUCAACCACCAUUUGCUGUGAGAAAAUCUGUUUUGUAACUGGCCAUUUGUUAACAAAAAUGUAGACGGCCAUCAAUUACAGUUAUCUUCCCAAAAUUUGGGAGCCAUGUCAUGACCAAUUCCAGAAAUACAUCUGCAGAACCUGUCUCUGACUAUGAUUAUUUUGUGACAAACAGCUUUGUGGAGGCAGUUAUUAGACUGAAGUUGAUAGCGGAGAGCAUGUAACUUGCAAACAUGUGUAACUUAACAGUGAAGACUUCUUUUGUGGGGGAUGGGAUUUAGCUCAGUCAGUUGAGUUCUCGCCUGAGGUGCUUGCAUCACAGGAUCGAACCACCUCAGUGGAUCCAUCGAACUGAUUGUUUUUUCUCAUUCCAACCAGUGUACCACAACUGGUC
Messenger RNA from Gigantopelta aegis, 2296 nucleotides. RefSeq lists its product as uncharacterized. NCBI's taxonomy places the organism in Eukaryota, Metazoa, Mollusca, Gastropoda, Neomphalida, Peltospiridae. The record is from RefSeq and is a predicted model, not a curated record. Gene Ontology annotation, molecular function: single-stranded DNA binding; ubiquitin protein ligase activity. Gene Ontology annotation, biological process: protein monoubiquitination; DNA damage tolerance.